Molecule: messenger RNA, 636 nt
Organism: Penaeus chinensis
Lineage: Eukaryota; Metazoa; Arthropoda; Malacostraca; Decapoda; Penaeidae
Exons: 1
Source: RefSeq, a predicted model, not a curated record
UCUUCCUCCUCCUCCUCUUCCUUCUCCUCCACCUCUUCCUCCUCCUCCUCCUCCUCCUCCUCCUCCUCCUCCUCCUCCCGCUCUUCCUCCUCCUCUUUUUCCUUCUCCUCCUCCUCUUCCUCCCGCUCUCCCUCCUUCUCUUCCUCCUCCUCCUCCUCCUCCUCUUCCUCUUCCUCCUCCUCUUCUUCCUCCCGCUCUUCCUCCUCCUCCUCCUCCUCCUCUUCCUCUUCCUCCUCUUCCUCCCGCUCUUCCUCCUCCUCCUCUUCCUCCCGCUCUUCCUCUUCCUCUUCCUUCUCCUCUUCUUCCUCCCCCUCCUCCUCCUCCUCCUCCUCUUCGUCCCGCUCUUCCUCCUUCUCUUCAUCCUCCUCCUCUUCCUCAUCCUCUUCCUCCCGCUCUUCCUCCUCCUCCUCCUCCUCUUCCUCCCGCUCUUCCUCCUUCUCUUCCUCCUCCUCCUCUUCCUCAUCCUCUUCCUCCCGCUCUUCCUCCUCCUCCUCCUCCUCUUCCUCCCGCUCUUCCUCCUUCUCUUCCUCCUCCUCCUCCUCCUCCUCCUCCUCCUCUUCCUCCCGCUCUUCCUCCUUCUCUUCCUCCUCCUCCUCCUCCUCUUCCUCCUCCUCCUCCUCCCGCUCUUCCGGAUGA